Molecule: messenger RNA, 790 nt
Organism: Mesitornis unicolor (brown roatelo)
Lineage: Eukaryota; Metazoa; Chordata; Aves; Mesitornithiformes; Mesitornithidae
Gene: LMO1
Product: LIM domain only 1 (rhombotin 1)
Exons: 4
Coding region: 1-468 (155 amino acids)
Biological process (GO): positive regulation of transcription by RNA polymerase II
Cellular component (GO): nucleus
Molecular function (GO): DNA-binding transcription factor binding; transcription coactivator activity
Source: RefSeq, a predicted model, not a curated record
AUGGGGCUCACAAAAGAGGAAAGCGUGCCGAUGUUAUCUGUACAACCCAAAGGGAAGCAGAAGGGCUGUGCUGGCUGCAACCGGAAGAUCAAGGACCGGUACCUGCUGAAGGCUCUGGAUAAGUAUUGGCAUGAAGACUGUCUAAAGUGUGCCUGCUGCGACUGUCGUCUUGGAGAGGUUGGAUCAACUCUUUACACAAAAGCAAAUCUCAUUCUUUGCCGCAGAGAUUACCUGAGGCUCUUUGGUACCACCGGGAAUUGUGCUGCCUGCAGUAAACUGAUCCCUGCCUUUGAGAUGGUGAUGAGGGCCAGAGAUAAUGUUUACCAUUUGGACUGCUUUGCCUGUCAGCUCUGCAACCAGCGAUUCUGCGUGGGAGACAAAUUUUUCCUGAAGAACAACAUGAUCUUGUGUCAGAUGGACUAUGAGGAAGGGCAGCUGAAUGGGAGCUUUGAGUCCCAGGUUCAAUAACAAACCCUGCUUCGCUGAAGCACUGUGGAUGGGCGCUAGGGCGCCUGUCAGCUUGCCUGCAAUAUUUUUUUAAUUCUUGGUCCAGAGAGGACUAUAUACAUUGUAGUACUUUUCCCCCCAACACAAAGCAGUUACAAUUUUAGAUGUACAGUUGUGCCUGCUUAGCUGAGCACUGCAUUGCCUGUAUGUUUGUGAGUUUUUGGGGUCUGGGGGAGGGCUCUGUACAGUCUGUUUUCUGUAUAUAAACUGGAACAUUUAUUUUAUGAAAAAUGUAAUGCAAUUUUAUUACUGGUGUGAAUUAAAAAUUAUGAAUGUUUCCUGG